This is a messenger RNA of Mucor mucedo, 4375 nucleotides long. RefSeq names its product SNF2 family N-terminal domain-containing protein. The transcript is spliced from 3 exons. The record is from RefSeq and is a predicted model, not a curated record. Gene Ontology annotation, cellular component: Swr1 complex. Gene Ontology annotation, molecular function: histone binding; ATP hydrolysis activity; ATP-dependent chromatin remodeler activity. The coding region runs from base 77 to 4300 and encodes 1407 amino acids. NCBI's taxonomy places the organism in Eukaryota, Fungi, Mucoromycota, Mucoromycetes, Mucorales, Mucoraceae.
UAGAAAAAAAGCUUUUUUCUUCUUCUUUUUUUUUACUUUCCCUUUGCAUUCAACAUUUCACACAUACAUACAUAUUAUGAAAGAUCUUGGAAAAGAUGGCACAGAAGAACAACAUCGAAACGCGACCCCACUUAAACUCUCAAAACGAGCGUUAAUGAUUGAAGAAAAAUUAAAACGAAAGACGCAAGUGUCUCUUUUCGACACCGAUGGGGAUUUAAGUCGACACAACAUCAUUGAGGGUGGACGUCGUAAACGUACGGUCUCCAUGGAAGAAGGAAAGAAAAAACCCACCAAAAAGACCAAGCUCGUAGCCCAUGCCAAAGAAAAGCUUAUGCCAACUCCUCGUCAUGUCUUGGACAAGGCAAGGAACCAAGCCAUCCUGUCUCGUGUACAGAAAAUGGAAAGCUUGAAACAAUGUCACGAUGCUUCUAUCAAGGAACUUUAUCAUUUGGAAAUGUUUCAAAAUAUGUUGGAUUAUAACCCGUCUUCUUUUAUCAAUGAUGUUCGCUACAACAAGUACAUGCAAGAUUAUGAUUUAUGGGAACACGUCAAACACCAUACACGAGUUGACAAUGGACUUUUAGAUCUCGUCUCUAGCGUGAUUUACGAAUCUACGCAUAUACCCACCCACGCUACCACCACCACCGCUACUGGCACCACCGUAGCUGACACCAUCACCCUUCAUUCCGGCACAGGCUUACGUCGUCACAACCGACAAUUUAUCACGUUACAAGCCUAUUUAGAUUCCUUUGUGGCCGGUGAGGAAGGAGGGGAAGAUAUCACCCCACAACAACGUCAAGCUCUCAUCGAAAAGGAACGCGGUAUCCGACAACGACUUUGGAACCUACAACAACGAGGUGGGUUCUCCACCCAUCUACAAUCUUUGGCCCAUCGUCGACCACAACAACCCACCGUCAAGACAGAUUUUCACAAGGAUGUGAUGAUACGACACAUGCAGGCAUCGUCGAAACUGAUCCAACAUCAUGCCAAAUACAAACGAAAUGCAGCACGUAAAUGUGCCAAGGCCGUUGAACGCUAUUGGGAGAAUAUCAAGACGCGUGAUGAACGCAUGGAACGAGACGAACAAAAACGCUUAAAGAAGUUGGCUAAAUGGACCGGACAACAGGUCAAGAAGAAAUGGAAGAUCGUCGAACGUGUGUGUGAAGCGAGGUUAAAGGAGGUGCAAAAGGAACAACAGGCAAAAGAAGGGAGAAGGCAUUUGGAAUUGAUUUUGGAGCAUUCAGAGCAUAUGUUGGGUGUUCGAAAAGACGAGCUGAGGCAGCACGAUGAAGAGGAUCGUACAGCGGAUGAAGAGGACGACGACGAAGAGGAUCAUACAGCAGAUGAAGAAGAGGAUGAAAGAGAUCACAUCAUUGAUGAAGAGGACGACGAUGACGACGAUGACGAUGAAUUGAGAGAGCUCGAACAAGAUCAGAAUGUAUCCGUACAAGAUUUAAUGAAGAAAUAUCAACGUAUGCAAUCCGAGACAUCAGACCAUACAUCCUCUCCUUCCUCUUCCUCCUUGGAAGACGAUGCUGAAUUCUCCAUGCUUUCCGAUGAUGAUGAGGAUGUCGUGAUGGAAGAGGAUGGACAAAGUGAAGAUGAUGAUACUGAAUUAAACGCCUUGAAUGAAGAAGCCAAUUUAUCCGUUGAAGAACUCUUAUUGAAAUACAAGACGGAUACAACCCACAUGGAUGAUGAACGCACCGUCACGGAUUACGGAUCUUCCUCACCUAUCGCCGAUGAUGCUGUCACCGAACACGAGGUACCUGCCAUGAACAACAGUAAAAUUCAUACCAGGAUACCUUUCUUGUUACGUGGUACAUUACGUGAAUAUCAACAUGUAGGGUUGGAUUGGUUGGCUAGUUUAUAUAAUAACGGAUUAAAUGGUAUCUUGGCAGAUGAGAUGGGUUUAGGCAAGACGAUCCAAACGAUUGCGUUGUUAGCGUAUCUUGCUUGUGAAAAGGGUGUAUGGGGACCUCAUUUGAUUGUGGUACCCACCAGUGUCAUUUUGAAUUGGGAAAUGGAGCUCAAGAAAUGGUUACCAGGGUUUAAGAUCAUGACCUAUUAUGGUACCCCCAAGGAACGUAAAGAGAAACGAUGGGGAUGGUCCAAGGAAAAUGCCUUUCAUGUGUGUAUCACCUCCUAUCAACUGGUAUUGCAAGAUCAAAACGCAUUUCGACGCAAGCAAUGGCAAUACCUGAUUCUGGAUGAAGCGCAUCAUAUCAAGAACUUUCGAUCCCAAAGGUGGCAAGUGUUAUUGAACUUUAAUUCAAAGCGAAGGCUCUUGUUGACAGGUACACCUUUACAGAAUAAUCUGAUGGAGCUUUGGUCUUUACUGUAUUUCUUGAUGCCGAACGGUGUAUCGCAAGAUAUGCCUAUUGGCUUUGCAAACCUCAAGGAGUUCCAGGAAUGGUUCUCCAACCCUGUGGAUCGUAUGAUUGAAAACGGACAUGGAGGAGAAAAGAGUGAAGAGUCUCGCGCCGCCAUUCGUAAAUUGCAUACGGUUUUACGGCCUUACCUCUUGCGUCGAUUAAAAGCAGACGUGGAGAAACAAAUGCCAGAGAAACACGAGCAUAUUGUCUAUUGUCGACUUUCGAAGCGUCAACGGUACCUCUAUGAUGAUUUCAUGGGUCGUGGUAAAACAAAGGAGACAUUGGCCAGUGGUAAUUUUCUCAGCAUCAUUAAUUGUCUCAUGCAAUUACGAAAAGUGUGUAAUCAUCCGGAUCUAUUUGAGGAACGACCGAUUUUAACAAGUUUUGGGAUGCAUGAUGAAGUGUAUUAUGUAGGUCAACAGAUCGAACAGAAAACACGCAUACAACCGGAUGUGAUGAAGAAGGUGGAUCUGGGCUUUUUAAAUUUGGUCUUUCUGGAUGAAGCGCAUCAGCGCGUGCAAAGUGAGGGAGUGGCGCAAGACACGAUGCGAUUAGAGGCUACAACCGAGAUGCUUAAAACCAUAGCUCGACAUCAGAAACGUAUCACGUUGGCAGAAUCUCGUGGAGUCACUCAUCGAGACUAUCAUGACCUCAAGAAAUAUGCAAAGUAUCGAGAAAUGCAAAUGCACAUUCAUGCUGUGAAUAGAUGGAAAAUGAUUCACUAUGUAAAUGGCUUUCGAUGUGCAAGAAAACCCAUGUACGACGCCAAUCUUGUUUCCAUGUUGCAAACACCAAAGAAGAACCAUCAUCCUAGGGUCGUUGUCUUUUCGUACAAGCAACGUUUAGAGGCGAAUUUAGCCAUGAUGAAUCAAGUGGGUUGUAUUACACCUAAAGUGGUGGUCAUGGUGGCGACGGGCAGAACAAAUGGUUCCAAAUGGGGGAAAGUGGAUGUACCGGAAUUCAUAAGAGAAGCGAUGGAUGUGGAAAACGACAUCUUUCAUCCUAUUCGGUCUAGACUAUCGAUUGCGUUCCCGGAUAAACGUCUUUUGCAAUACGAUUGUGGUAAAUUGCAAAAGCUAGAUAGACUGUUACGAGAAUUAGCUAGCGGAGGUCAUCGUGCUUUGAUUUUCACACAAAUGACUCGGGUACUGGAUGUAUUGGAGACCUUUCUCAAUAUGCAUGGACAUCGCUAUCUGCGACUGGAUGGAGCUACCAAAGUAGAGCAACGACAGAUGAUGACGGAACAUUUCAAUAACGAUAAACGUAUUCUGUGUUUUAUUCUUUCAACACGUAGUGGAGGAUUGGGUAUUAAUCUCACGGGAGCUGAUACGGUGAUCUUUUAUGAUUCCGAUUGGAACCCAUCGAUGGAUAAACAAUGUCAAGAUAGAGCGCAUCGUAUUGGACAAACCAGAGAUGUCCAUAUUUAUCGAUUUGUGACCGAGUUCACCAUUGAAGAAAAUAUCUUUAAAAAAGCCAAUCAGAAACGUAUGCUGGAUAAUGUGAUUAUUCAAGAAGGCGAUUUUACAGAUGAUUAUUUCACCAAGAAGAAUACGGAUGCGUGGUGGAAGGAAUUACCAGAGGUAACGGGAGAAGAAUAUGAACGAGCGUUAUUGGAAGCGGAAGAUGAUGAGAAUGAUGCAGCGGCAGCUAUUGCGGCACGGAAAGAAAUGAAUAUGGAUCAUCAUGAAUUCCAAGAGGAGGAAGAAGAGAAGGAAGAAAUGGAUAGAAAUGGUAAUGAACCUCGUUGUCAAGGAGUAGGCGAGGAGGAGGAGGAGGAGGAAGGGAAUACACCAAUCGUAAGUGACACUGAAGAGGCUGCUGUAUCAGAUAUGCAAUCGGGAGUAGGACAUGUGGAUAACUACAUGUUACAGUUUUGGUCGAGUCAAAUGUUGGGAAUAGAUCUUGGAUUUGGACCUGCUGUAUAAAAUAAUAAAGUGUCCGCGCACACUGGACUUUUAACCUAAUUAGGACAUGUUUUGUGCAUUAAUUAAAGGGCAUGC